Messenger RNA from Morone saxatilis (striped sea-bass), 4240 nucleotides. RefSeq names its product myocardin related transcription factor Ab (gene mrtfab). NCBI's taxonomy places the organism in Eukaryota, Metazoa, Chordata, Actinopteri, Moronidae. Gene Ontology annotation, biological process: smooth muscle cell differentiation. The record is from RefSeq and is a predicted model, not a curated record.
AGAGGUGUUGUGAAGGAAGUGGGUCUCCGCGUCCCACGCAGAGGAGGGUUUUCCGGUUAAAGUUUCCUUUGUGAUUCGGAAGUGGUGGUGCGAUGCCAAAGCUGUUUAUCCUCACAGACACAACACACAAGUGGCGACCAUGAAAAAAUCCCUCAAAGCUCUGUCCUGCUGAGAUGGGAAAACGCCCCUUCAGGAUUUAGUAAUACAGGUCUCUCAGUCACCCUGGCAACGCUACACCCACAGAAAGGGGAGGAGCCAAGUCCUGGCAGCAUGGAAGUCACUGGGACGCCAGGCUUGGCCCCGAGCCCACAGAGCGAGGCAGUGACCAGUGAGCUUCAGGAGCUGUCCCUUCAGCCUGCACCCGACCCGAUGCCUCUGCAGGAGAGAAAGAAUGUCCUCCAGCUCAAACUCCAGCAGAGACGCACACGAGAGGAACUGGUCAGCCAAGGGAUCAUGCCACCACUGAAGAGCCCGGCGGCCUUUCACGAACAGCGGAGGAGUCUGGAGCGAGCAAGGACCGAGGACUAUCUGAAGAGGAAGAUCCGGAGUCGUCCUGAGCGCUCAGAACUGGUCAGGAUGCACAUUCUGGAGGAUUCUCCGAAGGGGGAGAGCUCGUCUUUAGAUGAAGACAGCAGUGAUGCUCUGUCACCAGACCAGCUAACCAAUCACGACUCUCCUCUGAGUGCCGUCCCCCAGCUGUCCCCCUCUGACGCACUCACCCAGAACGGGGACAUGUCCCCCCCACAGUUCAUUACACAGUCCCCUCCUCCACCUCCUCCACCACCUCCACUCCAGGUGAAUGGGUCAGACAUCUCCCCAUUCCCAAAAGUGACAAAUGGGACAAUGGUGACCUCGGCAAACUCCCGCCCCUCUACUGGACAGGUCAAGCAGUCUCAGGCUAAGACGAGUUCAGACCGUCCUCCACAGAGACCUAAGAAACCAAAGGACAGCAAACCCAAGGUAAAGAAGCUGAAGUACCACCAGUACAUCCCUCCAGACCAGAAGGCAGACAAAGAGCGUCCACCCCAGAUGGACUCGUCCUAUGCGAAGCUCCUCCAUCAGCAGCAGCUUUUUCUGCAGCUGCAGAUCCUCAACCAGCAACAGCAGCACUACAACUACCAUACCAUCCUGCCCGCCCCUCCCAAGCCACCAAGUGAGCAGUCUCCCACAACCAACUCUGGCCCUUCCCCUUCCCGCAGUGUUCCCGCAACUACCACCCCCACCCCCUCCAAUCAGAGUGGGACUGCCCGUCAGAGCCAAACUGCAGUGGGAGGAGCCAAACCAAGCACUCUGCCAGCCAACCUGGAUGAGUUCAAAGUCGCUGAAUUGAAACAGGAACUGAAAUUGCGUGGUCUGACCGUCUCAGGCACAAAGAAUGAUCUCAUUGAGAGGCUCCGCAACUACCAGGAGCAAAAUGGCGGCACCGCAGCGGUUCUGAAAAACGGCUUAUCGCAGCCCAGUCAGCAGGGUAUGACCUCAGCUGCCAACACCGUCACAUCCUCUCCAACCACAACUACCAUCCAUGACCACCAGUCACGAGAGGGUGGGUUUAGGUUAGCUUUGUCAUCGUUGGCUCAGGUGGUUCCAGGGCGGGUCAUGCGAUUUGGCAGCACCAGCUCCAGCCCUCCGGUCUCCCCUAGUCCAUCUGAGAGGUCGUUGGCCGGGAUGAGUCCAGAUGAGACGAGCUGUAACGGAGACAUGUUUGGAGAGAUGGUGAGCUCCCCCCUGACCCAACUCACCCUGCACCCGUCUCCUCAGCACCCAUCAAAUGUCUCUCCGCUCUCCAAGGUCAAAGAGGAGAACCAGAGCUCAUGCUGCCUCUCUAGGCCUUCACCCUCGUCAUGUCAGCCUCCAGAUCCACUGUCUGGAGUAGCCAUGGACACCAUGGACAAGGACCAGAUGCUCCAGGAGAAAGACAAACAGAUCGAGGAGUUGACCAGGAUGCUGAGGCAGAAGCAGAGGCUGGUGGAGACCCUCAGGUCCCAGCUGGAGCAGGGCAAAAUGGCAGGUGGGAUAAUGUUGGAGAAGGAAGGAAGCGAGAAGAACAGAACAUCCCCAGAGGUUAAACUUCCAACUCUCAUAAAAGCCUCUGCCAUUCAGCCUCCCACUCUCCCUAACGGCAUCGUGGUGAAGGUUAAGAAGGAGGUGGAGCCCGAGGAGGGGAUGGAGGGAGUAACGGAGGAGGCUCAGGCAAAGAAACCGGCCCAGCCGAUGCAGUGCUCGCAGGAGACUCUGCUCAGGCUCCAGCACAUUCAACGGCUGCAGGUCCAACAAGCUGAACAGCAGAAACAGACACUGCAGCACAGUCAGGUGCAACUGCAGAAAGUGGUGGAGGCUAAGUCGAACCCUCAAAAAGUACAACAGCAGAAGAAAGAAGCCCAAAUCCUGCUCCACCAGCAGCAUCAACUGCAGCAGCUCAUCAUACAGCAAACCCAACAGAAACAGGCCCAGCAGAAGUUAGCACAGCAGAAACUCGCCCAACAGAGACUCAGUCAACAGAAGCUAGUGCAGCAGAAUCAGCUCAAACAAACUCAAGGGCAAGUUCAACAGAGCCAGCAGAAGAACCCUGUUCAGCUGAAGCAGGUUCAGGUGCAGAUCCAGAAGCCUGCAGUGACCCAAACCCAGCAGAGGAAGCAGCUGAAGGCUCAGCAGAGGCAGCAGCAGAAACGGCAGACAGCAGCUGUCACCACACAGCAGGCGGCUCCGGUCCUCAUCAACCAACAGAACGGCACUCCGAUCCACACUCAGGCCAUUUCAUUAGACCUCCUCAAGGCAAAUGGCACGCCGACACUGGUCACCGACAGCAACGGCAACCACUACCUGAUCGCCCUCACCAGUAACGCCACAGACGGACAGAACGGAGUGUCCUCAUUGGCCAAAACCAACGGACGCAUCACGCUGCAGAGAUUGCAGUCGACUCCAAGUAAACUUCCCAGCACUGACAGCCAAUCAAAAGAGCAGCCAGAGGCAGAGCCUGAGAGCCAACAAAUCAAAAAGGGACAGAAGGCGGGGCUGCACCUGGACACCAAUGGCGUGCCACAAACCAGCCAAUCAGUCACCGCUCCGCCCAACCUGCAGCCUUUCUUUGACGACAUGUCAGACAGUGAAAGCCAAAGCACCUUCACAUCUCUCAAGAGAGAGGAGGUGUGUCCACCUUACGACCGGCACACACUGUUCACCCCUCCCUCUCCCAAACCCAUCACCUCCCUUCCUACUCAGCGCUCCAAAGAGAACGGCAUGAACAGUCAGCAGAUGGACGACCUGUUUGACAUCCUGCUCAAGAGUGGAGAAAUCCCCGGCUUCAAGGCCAACCCCGACCCUUCCCUCGCCCCUCUCCACUCCAACCCGCCCUCCCCAUCUUCUCCCCCGUCUCCCCUCCACCUCUCCCCUUCCACCCCUACGGAGCCCCUCAUCUCCCCUCCGCCUUCCGUGGGAGAGUCCUGCACAAGCAGCGGCCGUCUGGAAGACUUUCUUGAGAGCACCACAGGCGCCCCGCUGCUGGGCGUGGAGCCCGACGGCGGCCUGACGCUGAUCGACGACCUUCACAGCCAAAUGCUGAGCACGCCCAGCAUCCUGGACCACCCUCCCUCCCCCAUGGACACGUCUGACCUGGGCUUCUCCCCGCACUCUACGGGGCUGGACUUUGGCGACCCCACUCUGGACAGCAUGGACUGGCUGGAUAUCUCCAUGGUGGGGAGCACCCUCGGAGGGAGCGGGGGCAGCGGAGGGGGGAGAGGAGAAGAAGGACGAGGAGGAGUGGGAGCUGGCGACGGGGGCACGAGCCUGGCCCCGCUGGCGCCACACACUCCGCCGAGCGUCUUCUCGACCGAUUUUCUGGACAGCACGGACCUGCAGCUGCACUGGGAGUCGUGCCUGUAGCCCCCGCACACACACGGACACGCGCUGGCUCACACUGUGUACAGGCUCCGUCUUUAUUUCAUGCACAUACAGAAACCUUUUCUAUGCUGUCUCUACCACUGCGGGGGUCACUGGCACAUGCAAACACACACACAUUUACACAGUUUGCCCUGUCUUUCACUGGCUGUUACUGUAUGCAGGAUGAGGUGAAAUAAGAAAGAAACAGAAAUGAAAUUCAUAGAAGGACUUGAAUUGGUGGAACUGAAGUGGACUUUUUGAGAUUUAAUUCUAUGGGGAUCCACACAGCCGGCUGUUCAUUUCCUGUGUCCUGCAUUAUAACCAGGUUAAAGUGAACCAGCAGGAAACUAAGUGUAGGUCACUG